Caenorhabditis remanei is the source of this 216-nucleotide messenger RNA. RefSeq lists its product as uncharacterized. The record is from RefSeq and is a predicted model, not a curated record. Lineage: Eukaryota; Metazoa; Nematoda; Chromadorea; Rhabditida; Rhabditidae. The coding region runs from base 1 to 216 and encodes 71 amino acids. The transcript is spliced from 3 exons.
AUGAGCUCUAUUCCUCACUAUGGGCCAGUCUUCGAAGAUCUAAAAAAGGAUGUCCCACAGUUGAAGUCAAUGAUAGUGGCAAGACAGGAGUUUAUCGAUGCGCCCGAGAGAUUGAAGGCACUGUAUUAUAUUAAGGCCGACAGCAACACCCCAGCCGAACAACCUGGACCAUCAAAUGGCAAAGAAACUGGCAGUUCAUCCAAGUACAAUCAAUAA